Messenger RNA from Zymoseptoria tritici IPO323, 1923 nucleotides. RefSeq lists its product as uncharacterized. The record is from RefSeq and is a predicted model, not a curated record. Gene Ontology annotation, cellular component: transcription factor TFIIH holo complex; transcription factor TFIIH core complex. Lineage: Eukaryota; Fungi; Ascomycota; Dothideomycetes; Mycosphaerellales; Mycosphaerellaceae. Gene Ontology annotation, biological process: transcription by RNA polymerase II; nucleotide-excision repair; transcription by RNA polymerase I. Bases 1 to 1923 code for a protein of 640 amino acids. The transcript has 2 exons.
AUGCCUCCUACACGAGCGAGCGCAAAAUACACCAAAAAGGACGGCAGCCUCGUAGUCUCCGACGACAAGAAAUAUGUUUUCUGGACGCCUUCCGAUCCUCCAGGCGCAACGCCGACCGUCACGAUCCCCGUGGUGGACAUCACGAAUCUUCAGCAAACUCCCGCGACGUCCAAAGCCAUUGCCUUGAAGGUCUUCGUCAACACCGACAGCUAUGUCUUCAGUUUUACGCACAAGGAGAAUGCGAGGAAAGAGCAGGAGGUUGUCACGGAGGUGUUGAGGAAUAUCAUCGCUGCGAAUAAGGCUUCGACUGCGGCGUCACUUAAUGGAGGUGCACAACCGGCGGCAUUGGCGAUUGCCAAAGCAGUGUCGUCAAAAGCUGCAGAUGAGGGGUGGUACGAUGACAGCAAGUUGAUGGCGGACGCCAACUUGCAGCGGUCACUGCUAGAGUCCAACAAGUCGCUGAAGGAUCGUUUCAACCAGGCUCUGAAGGACAAGCCCGAGUCUGUCAGUAUCUCGCAAUUCAAUGGACAGUUCUGGAAGGCGAGACUACAUCUCCUCCGAGCACAUGCGAUUGAGAAUGCACAGAAGAAGGGAGAGUACAAUGUUCUGCCUGAAAUCAAGUUCAUACAUAAGCCUGCGGAGAAGGAGGGCGAGCCGGACACGAAACAGCUUCAGAUCACAAAGGAGCAGAUCAAACUCAUUUUCAAGCAGUAUCCUAUCGUAUCGGAGGCGUAUAACGAGAACAGCCCGCCGUUGUCUCCUGCACAGUUUUGGACAAAGUUCUUCCAGAGUCGACUGCUGAAGAAGUUGAAGGGAGAGAAGAUCACAGAUCAGGACCCACGAGACUCAAUACUUGACAAGUAUUUGGACAGGAGGCAAGGCGAGGGUCCUGCUGCGAUUGGACAUGUACCUCAUUUCCUUGAUCUGGAGGGCAAUGAGCAGAACCACAGUCAGCGGAAGGGCAACAGACCAGACCAAGAUAUGAGACCGUCUUCUGGCGACAAAGUCCCAAUCUUGAGGGUCCUGAACAAUCUUUCCGAAAAGAUGAUGUCCCACGUGGCGCCAGAAGAUGGUGAAGCGCAUGCUCCCGUUGGCAUGGACGAAGAGACCUUCGAUCAACUACGACUACGAGAUCUCGCCAUGGACGAUGUAGACAAUCGAGUCGUACUGAACGUGAAGGAACAGCAGCGCUAUGUGGGCGGCGACAAAGACUCUCUAUCUGCAGAAGCCAAACUCUACGCCCAACAAGACCCCGAAGAAGUCCUCUCCACCCUCCGAAAAGUCCUGCAGCCCUCACAACUAGGCAGCGACGCUCAAGGAACCCUUCGCCUUGACCGUGUCAUCGGCUACAAUGCAGAUUCCGACUCCGAAUCAGACGACGAAGCCCAAACCACACCCAAAAAGCGCGCCCCUCGCAUCGGCUCCCACACAGCCAUGUCAACCGCCACAUCCACCAUCCUCUCCUCCAUCCACCGACGCCGCGACCACGCCUCCAACGACCCCAACGCCCUCCACGGCCUCUCUCAAUCCACCUUCGACGCCCUCGCCACAACUCACAACACCACCACCGAGUUCCUCCACUACUUCUGGGUCCUCUUCCUCUCCGGCGACGCCUCCCGCACAAAAGAACUCGAACAACUCGUCUCCACCCUCGACCGCUCGCUGGACCGCAUCAACGCGGUGGCGGAUACCGCGGAGAAGGAACGCGAGAAGAGGAUCGAGGCGAUUAAGAAGCAGUUGCAGGAGUACUACGAGAAGACGGGGAAGAGGAGAAAAGUGGACUUUGAGACUGCGGCGCCGGGUGGGAGGAAGGUAGCUGAGGCGAUGGUUAGGCCUACUGUGCAGGCUUUGGCGAAGGCGACGGGGGCGUAUAGGAAGGCGUUGCAGGAGCAGUUGAGGGAGGCGGGGAGUGCGGGUGCAUAA